Molecule: messenger RNA, 939 nt
Organism: Medicago truncatula (barrel medic)
Lineage: Eukaryota; Viridiplantae; Streptophyta; Magnoliopsida; Fabales; Fabaceae
Exons: 5
Coding region: 43-426 (127 amino acids)
Source: RefSeq, a predicted model, not a curated record
CGUGAAAGCAGACAAGAAAAGAACAGAACAGAACAGAACACAAUGAUGAUAGUUACAACAGUUUCACCUCGAAACCCAAAUUCAUUGUUCAUAUCUUUUCUCCUAAUUUCCUUCUUCUGUUUCACACCACUACUUGCUAAAUCUCCUCACCCAAUCUCUGAUGUUCAAGUUAGGAAUAACAAGAUUCAGUGUUAUGCUGAUAUUGACAGUGGAUUGUGGGGUUGGCAAUGCAAAUCAUCGAUGAUAGCAAGGGAGAAUUGUGCUCUGCGAUGCCUUUCGCCGUCUUGUUACGAGCUCAUCUAUGAGAGUGACCCGCUUGAAGAGGGAGAAAAAGACUUAAUUCGGAGCCAAGAGUACAAAUACUGUAUGCAUAAGUUGUCCUUGGGAGAGAGCCUUAAGGGUGUUAAGGGUGCCUUUGACCGCUAAUCAAUGCAAAACUUCUGAGCCGAAGACGAGGUUUUGGCGAAUAUAUAUGCCCUGAUCAAUUUUAGUUAAGAUUAACCAAAAAAAAUAUUCAAAUAUGCGUUCUUGGAAAUUCAGUAUAAGCUAGAAGAUUGCCUUAGUUUUGUAACCUUGAAGACUGAUAUGGUAGUAUACAAGUCGCUUCGUACCUUUGUACAUUUUUUGCUUUAAAUUAAUGCACCUAGAAUAUAUACCUUGGUCUCUCAGAAAUGAGACGUGCUUUUUGAUCUGAAUUGGAUACCUUCCAAACGCAACGGUGGAGACUAAUUUCUCGAAAGGCAGAAACACAUGACGAGCAAAACUAAACUCUCCCUCAAGAGGAAUAUUUUCCAAGCUUAUAAGUUCACUCUGUUUUGCUUUUAUCUGCAUUAUUUUUCUCAAGUUACAUGGAAAGAUGAGACAUUGUUGUGUUGUUUUGGUUGCCCAAAGUUUUUGUCUAUAGUGAUUGUUUUGGCGGAGAUUAAACUUUGUUACAAA